Molecule: messenger RNA, 1431 nt
Organism: Orbicella faveolata
Lineage: Eukaryota; Metazoa; Cnidaria; Anthozoa; Scleractinia; Merulinidae
Source: RefSeq, a predicted model, not a curated record
UUCACCAAGAAAAAGCCAGUAAUGGGUUAAUUUUAACAAGUUUACCAAAACCGUUUUCUCCAGACGCAUAUAAGCAGAUUUUAACCACAUCGAAUUCUCGUUUACCUUUCUCGAAGGAUACGACCCUUGCCACGUAAGGUCCUCCAUCAAAACAAUGCCCCUCAGUCAAAAAUCCUUCUGUUCAGAGGGGAAUUUUUCCGCCUCGCUGCUGCCAUGAAGAAAGAACUUGGUCACGACGCUCCUCGGGCAUUCACAGUCCACCACUUCUUCACAUGUCUUAAUUUCGUUGUCUUGUUUAUCUCCGUCGCUUCUCUGUCCUUCCAUGUGAACAUCCUUCGCAAGGAAAUCGAGAUCGUGAAAGCGGACGUACGUCCCCUGGUGGCGGAGAAUGAGAAAAUUGCUUCACGGCUGUAUGAGGACUAUUUUGACAGAUCUCGAGAAGCUCGGCAAAUUGAACCCGGGCCAGACGAAUUUGAGGGUACCAUUGAGCCCGAAGAACCGACUGAAGGCGAAAUAACACCUGAAGUUAGCCCGGAACAACAUGGAGCUACAAUUGGAGCAACUAGGCUUAACUGCAGUAUGGAUGCUGCAGGAAACAAUAUUUGUAUCGUAGUUAAUGGUAGUCUACUGGGAAGUCCUUUUGCUCGUCAGGAGAUGAGAGGAUUCAUCGAGUCCUACAUAAACGAAACGUAUCUUGGUGGAAGUCUUCUGGGAAGUCCUGCCACUCGUCUGGAGAUACAAGGAUUCGUUGACUCCUACAUCAACAAAACGUAUGUAGUGAAUGGAAGUCUCCUAGGAAGUCCUGCUGCGCGCCAGGAGAUACAAGGAUUUGUUGACUCCUACGUCAACGGCACGUACGGACCUGGGCUUGCUCAACUGAGCGGAAAAGCGCUGAAUGACACAAUCCGAAGCUUCAUUAAUGAUCAUGCUAUCAGUUCCUUUGGAGGUCAUGGUGGAUUUUUUGGCAAUGCUACAGGAAAUUACACUCUCGAUAGCAAUUUCACCGGAAUCUCGGAUGAAGCAGAAGGUGUAAACCGUGCUAUCGAACAGUAUAUUGGCGCAUAUGCAUUAAAUACCCUUGGGCCGUCAUUUGUUCCUGGUGCAGCAGUUGAGUUAGAGCCUGGAAAGACAGUGCUGGAUGCGUAUCUGGGCGAAGCCGUUGAGCAAGCCGUCCAGUCUCACUUAGGAGGGGGAGGUGGAGCUGGAGCUGGGGGUGGUGGUGGAGCUGGAGCUGGAGCUGGUGGUGGGGGCGAGGCAGGUGCAGGCUCUGCAGGAGGUGGAGUUGCGAGUGGGGAAAUGAAUCGGACCAUCCAGCAGUUUCUUGGAUCCUUUGCGCGGGAAUCUUUCGGUACGCCACGCAAUCUUAGCAUUGUCUUGCAUUAGGUUAUGUUAGAAACCUUGAAAAUGUUCCUGUCUACUUGAUCUAGUGUU